AUGUCCCACGUACCACAACCGCCAAAACCGGCUGCAACGGAGCCCUCUGCAGCGGCCGAGGAGGACCACUACUUCAGCAGCAACCCGCCGCCGCGGGGUCUGUCGGGGCAUGUGGCGCUCGCCUCGGCAUUUAUCGAGCAGCACGCCGCCGCCAACCGGCGAGUGGUGCUCGUGACGUCGGGCGGGACAACGGUGCCCCUGGAGCGGCAGACGGUGCGCUUCAUUGACAAUUUCAGUGCCGGAACCCGCGGCGCCACGUCGGCCGAGUACUUCCUCGAGGCCGGCUACGCCGUCAUCUUCCUGCACCGGCAGUUCUCGCUGCUGCCCUACUCGCGCCACUACAGCCACACCCCGACCGACUGCUUCCUCGACUUUCUGCACGAGGAGGAUGGCGCCGUCGUGGCGGACCCCGGCCGCGCCGAGAAGAUGCUCGGCGUCCUACGCAAGUACCGCGCCGCCAGGCAGGGCAACAUGCUGCUCAUGCUGCCCUUUGUCACCAUCACCGACUACCUGUACGAGCUCAGGGCCGUCGCUCAGCUGAUGCGCCCUCUCGGUCCCAGGGGUCUAUUGUACCUCGCCGCCGCCGUGUCGGACUUUUUCGUCCCGCCCGAGCGCAUGGCCGAGCACAAGAUCCAGUCCACCACGGCCGUCGAGAGGAUGAAGCACAGCAGCAGCAGCAAGGAGGGAAAGCCGCAGGGGCAGGCGGCUCCGCCUCAAUUCGGCGCCCUCCCCACGGUUCCCAUCCCUCCGGGGGAGCAGCCGCUUCAGCAGCCCACCACCCUCAGCGCCGAGGAGCUCAAUGCGGCCGUUGCCAAGCAGCAGGCCGCCGCCGUCGACGACGACGAGACGUUUGACAAUUUCGACUCGUCGCCGGCUGUGCCGCGCUCCAAGCGCCUGAUUGUAGACCUGGACCCGGUUCCCAAGUUCCUCAAGAACCUGGUCGACGGCUGGGCGCCGCAGGGCAUGAUCGUCUCGUUCAAGCUCGAGACGGACCCGGCCAUCCUGGUGCACAAGGCUCGCUACUCGCUCGACCGCUACCAGCAUCACCUCGUCAUCGGCAACCUGCUCUCCACCCGCAAGUGGGAGGUUGUCUUUGUCGCCCCCGGCGCCGCCGACCGCUGGAUCCGCGUGCCCACGGGUAGGAGGAGGGGCUCCGUCAGCGGCAGGGAGGACAUGGUCGGCGCCGCCGAGGCCAAGAUGCGUGAGGCCGAAAUGCCCCUGGAUCCGGCUAGUCUGCCCGAGGGAGAGCCCGAGAUGGAGAUAGAAAGCCUGAUCAUUCCUGCUGUUGAUGAGUUGCAUACCAGGCACAUCAAGAGCAUGACUCCAUAG
This is a messenger RNA of Pyricularia grisea, 1329 nucleotides long. RefSeq lists its product as uncharacterized. Gene Ontology annotation, biological process: coenzyme A biosynthetic process. Gene Ontology annotation, cellular component: cytoplasm; nucleus. Gene Ontology annotation, molecular function: phosphopantothenate--cysteine ligase activity. Bases 1 to 1329 code for a protein of 442 amino acids. The transcript has a single exon. The record is from RefSeq and is a predicted model, not a curated record. Lineage: Eukaryota; Fungi; Ascomycota; Sordariomycetes; Magnaporthales; Pyriculariaceae.